AUGCCAGAUGUUUUAACCUCCUCAUCGGCAUUCCGCCGUCGCCACCGAGCUGGGUCAGCACAAUUGUUACGCAGAACCACCGAAUAUGACAGCAACAACAGCAACUGUCUGUUGCACAAUAGCAGUGACGACCAGCAUGACGCCCGACGAGGAAGCAAACGAUUCCUCAAGUGGACAGCAUGCUUUGCAUUCGUGACCAAAUUCAAACGCUCAAAGUCGGAAAAGCUGGACUUUAUAUCGGAAAUCGAACCAGGGCGGCGCCGCUCUAGCAAUUCCAACAACUACAGAAGCAGCAGCAGUUGUCCUGCGGCUGUUGACGUAGCACAAGACCAACAGCAGCAGCAACUACACGAAAAACAGUUGUUAGCGCUGUCAUCUUCACCACUGCAACAACGACACACGAUGAAUAACCACAAUCGACGGCCUUUCUCACAGUAUCUGGAGCGUCCAACCUCCAUGGAUCCAGAUCAAGAUUCUAUUGCAAGCACAUUGCUGCAGUGGAAAGAAGGCACGGGAUCAUUACCGGUGUCACCGUUAUCUGCGCUAUCGCCUCCACCACGCCAUGCCAUGAAAGAGCGAUCAAGGAGUUUGACCGCCGAAGAAGAUACGCUUUCGGAGGUUCCGCCAUUGCCGAUGCCUCGCAAGCGCAAAGCAACGACGAUCAGCCGAUCUCUGGCGCUGCGCCUGUCACUUGACGUGGACCAACAAUAUUACUCAUCCUCAGGAAUAACGCACAGCUCGUCUGGAUUUUCGAAUGGCACCAGCAGCGACUUUUUAAAAAGAGGAGACCAUGACGAGGAAGACGAUACUGCAAGUAGUGUCUCUUCAUCUCAACAACAACAACAGCGGGCCUCGUCUGGUGCUAUCCUCCACAAUAAUAACAGUACAACCCCCGAAGCAAAAUUACGAUUAUCGUCGAUUGAACCUUCUUCUACUAGUACACUUGAUCUUCAUAAAGACCCACAGCAACGACGGCAGCAGCACCGUGUCAGCCCCAUUACUAUUCCGGAAAUAGAUACACUGAAAGAUCGACAGCAACAAGAAGAAGAGGAUGAAAGCAGUGAUUAUGGUGAUUUGAUUAACGAGUUUCGACUUCCCUCUGAGAAGCUUCCUAACAAACAACAGCAACAACAAGAGAAAAAACAACAGAGCAUCAGCAGCAGUAGUAGCAACGAUAAGGAUGAUGAUGAUAGUGAUGAUAACAGCAGUACAGUGGCUGUUCCUGCUACUGUUGUUGAGGUACAGAAGAAUAGGGAGGCUAGCAAGGAGGUUAGCAAGCACCCAUUGGAUACUACUCAAGAAAACAACAAUAGCUACUACUAUUUCUAUGACAGCAACAGCAAUAACGGUCCACCUAAGCCCUUUGUGAGUCGAUCGACAAUCACAGCACGAGACCUGAGUCGACAAAAGGCAAUGGAAGCACUAGAAGGCCAUUUUGCAGCACUAGAGCCGACUGGGUCAAAGUCUAUGGACAUAGUCAGGGACAAGGCACACUAUGACGCCGUAGUUGCGGGUACGAUGCACCGACGACCCUAUACACAGUAUUUGCGUGCACAGCCAGACGCCAAGGAGGAGGAGGAGGAGGAUAAUAACAGCAGUGGCCUCCAACAACAGACUACGACGACGAUCGACCAACAAAAGGAGAAGAAGAAUGCCCGUUAUGUCAAGGCUUCUUCUGCAGUCUUUGCAGGCUACAACAGCAAGUUGUAUCGUCCCUCUUUGGUCUUUUUCCCACCUUCACCUAAUUCGAUCAACUCUGACUACUGA
Molecule: messenger RNA, 1767 nt
Organism: Zychaea mexicana
Lineage: Eukaryota; Fungi; Mucoromycota; Mucoromycetes; Mucorales; Lichtheimiaceae
Exons: 2
Coding region: 1-1767 (588 amino acids)
Source: RefSeq, a predicted model, not a curated record